Molecule: messenger RNA, 879 nt
Organism: Metarhizium brunneum ARSEF 3297
Lineage: Eukaryota; Fungi; Ascomycota; Sordariomycetes; Hypocreales; Clavicipitaceae
Product: Agroclavine dehydrogenase
Source: RefSeq, a predicted model, not a curated record
AUGGCCAUCCUACUCACCGGCGGCGCUUAUGCCAAGACUUCCCAGCGCAUCGCUAGUUUGUGCAGAGAAGCCAAAAUCCCUUUUCUUUUUGCUUCUCGCCGCGGAGACGCUACGACGUCUGACGCUGAUGGUGCUGACAGCCCAGCCGUGCGGUUUGACUGGACUGAUGCUGACACGUACGCCAACCCAUUUGCAUACUCCUUCCCCACUGGCCAUGUUAUCCGAGCUGUAUACAUGGUCAUGCCCCCCGUGCCGGAGCCCGACCAACACGUGAAUGCAUUCAUCGACUGCGCUGCCGCCCGUGGCGUCAAGCGGUUUGUGCUCAUGGCAGGCACGUCGGCCAGUCUGGGCGGGCCCGGUCCGGGCAAAGUGUGGCAGCACAUGAUCGAGAAGGGCGUCGAAUGGGCCGUCUGCCGCCCGACUUGGUUUAUGGAUAACUUUUCUGAAAGCUAUCACCUCAACGCUGUCCGUGAGGAGGGCAUCAUAUACAGCUGUGUCGGCGAUGCAAAGGUGCCCUUUAUCAGUUCUUUCGACGUUGGCGGCGUUGCAUUUGCUGCCUUGACCCAGCCCGAGUCACCAAACAGAGAUUACCGUAUUGUUGGACCCGAGCUGCUCACGCAUGAUGACGUGGCUGCCAGGCUGAGCAAUGCCCUGGGUCGUCCAAUUCGACACGUCAACAUGUCACCUGAGGACAGGAUGCAUUAUAUGACGAGCACCCUCAAGUUCCCUGCUCCGUUCGCCGGCUUCAUGGUAAGUCUGGAGAAGUUCGCCGCGGGAGGCGGCGAAGACUACAUGGACGACACGGUGGAGAAGCUUACAGGCAGCAAGCCCGUGGAUUUGGAUUCUUUUAUAAAGCAAAAGAAGCCAGUUUGGACCUAG